AUGGCAGCUGGCACCAGGAGGGUGUAUGGCAGCCAAACAAGAUGUGAACAGCUGCCCCCAGAGGUCACCCCGGUGCCGGGUGUACUAGAACACCUGCCCCCAGAGGUCACCCCCGUGCCGGGUGUACUAGAACACCUGCCCCCAGAAGUCACCCCCGUGCCGGGUGUACUAGAACACCUGCCCCCAGAGGUCACCCCCGUGCCUGGUGUACUAGAACAUCUGACCCCAGAGGUAACCCCGGUGCCGGGUGUACUAGAACACCUGCCCCCAGAGGUCACCCCCGUGCCUGGUGUACUAGAACACCUGCCCCCAGAGGUCACCCCCGUGCCGGGUGUACUAGAACACCUGCCCCCAGAGGUCACCCCCGUGCCGGGUGUACUAGAACACCUGCCCCCAGAGGUCACCCCCGUGCCGGGUGAACUAGAACAUCUGCCCCCAGAGGUCACCCCCGUGCCGGGUGUACUAGAACACCUGCCCCCAGAGGUCACCCCCGUGCCGGGUGUACUAGAACACCUGCCCCCAGAGGUCACCCCCGUGCCGGGUGUACUAGAACACCUGCCCCCAGAGGUCACCCCCGUGCCGGGUGUACUAGAACACCUGCCCCCAGAGGUCACCCCCGCUACCAUGGCCCCACUCGAAUCAGAAGCAGCACCUGUCAGAGAAUCAAAAGCAGCACCUGUAACAGAAUCAGAAGCAGCACCUGUCACAGAAUCAGAAGCAGCACCUGCCAUAGAAUCGGAAGAAACACCUGUAACAGAGUCAGAAACAGCACCUGUAACAGAAUCAGAAGCAGCACCUGUCAGAGAAUCAAAAGCAGCACCUGUAACAGAAUCAGAAGCAGCACCUGUCACAGAAUCAGAAGCAGCACCUGCCAUAGAAUCGGAAGAAACACCUGUAACAGAGUCAGAAACAGCACCUUCCACAGAAUUGGAAGCAGCACCUGCUACAGAGUCAGAAGCAGCACCUGUCACGGAAUCAGAAGCAGCACCUGUCACAGAAUCAGAAAGAGAAUCAGAAGCAGCACCUGUCAGAGAAUCAGAAGCAGCACCUGUCAGAGAAUCAGAAGCAGCACCUGCCAUAGAAUCGGAAGAAGCACCUGUGACAGAAUCGAAAGCAGCACCUGCCACAGAAUCUGAUGCAGCACCUGUCACAGAAUCUGAUGCAGCACCUGCCAAAGAAUCGGAUGCAGCAUUUGUCACAGAAUCAGAAUCAGCACCUGUCAGAGAAUCAGAAGCAGCACCUGCCACAGAAUCAGAAGCAGCACCUGUCAGAGAAUCAAAAGCAGCACCUGUAACAGAAUCAGAAGCAGCACCUGUCACAGAAUCAGAAGUAGCACCUGCCAUAGAAUCGGAAGAAACACCUGUAACAGAGUCAGAAACAGCACCUGUAACAGAAUCAGAAGCAGCACCUGUCAGACAUUCGGAAGCAGCACCUUCCACAGAAUUGGAAGCAGCACCUGCUACAGAGUCAGAAGCAGCACCUGUCACAGAAUCAGAAGCAGCACCUGCCACAGAAUCAGAAUCAGCACCUGUCAGAGAAUCAGAAGCAGCACCUGCCAUAGAAUCGGAAGAAACACCUGUAACAGAGUCAGAAACAGCACCUUCCACAGAAUUGGAAGCAGCACCUGCUACAGAGUCAGAAGCAGCACCUGUCACGGAAUCAGAAGCAGCACCUGUCACAGAAUCAGAAGCAGCACCUGCCACAGAAUCAGAAGCAGCACCUGUCACAGAAUCAGAAGUAGCACCUGCCAUAGAAUCGGAAGAAACACCUGUAACAGAGUCAGAAACAGCACCUGUAACAGAAUCAGAAGCAGCACCUGUCAGACAUUCGGAAGCAGCACCUUCCACAGAAUUGGAAGCAGCACCUGCUACAGAGUCAGAAGCAGCACCUGUCACAGAAUCAGAAGCAGCACCUGCCACAGAAUCAGAAUCAGCACCUGUCAGAGAAUCAGAAGCAGCACCUGCCAUAGAAUCGGAAGAAACACCUGUAACAGAGUCAGAAACAGCACCUUCCACAGAAUUGGAAGCAGCACCUGCUACAGAGUCAGAAGCAGCACCUGUCACAGAAUCAGAAGCAGCACCUGCCAUAGAAUCAGAAGCAACACCUGCCAUAGAAUCAGAAGCAGCACCUGUCACAGAAUCUGAUGCAGCACCUGUCGCAGAAUCUGAUGCAGCACCUGUCACAGAAUCUGAUGCAGCACCUGCCACAGAAUCAGAAGCAGCACCUGUCAGAGAAUUAGAAGCAGCACCUGUCACAGAAUCUGAUGCAGCACCUGUCACAAAAUCUGAUGCAGCACCUGCUACAGAAUCAGAAGCAGCACCUGCCACAGAAUCAGAAGCAGCACCUGCCACAGAAUCGGAAGCAGCACCUGUCACAGAAUCUGAUGCAGCACCUGUCACAGAAUCUGAUGCAGCACCUGCCACAGAAUCAGAAGCAGCACCUGUCAGAGAAUUAGAAGCAGCACCUGUCACAGAAUCAGAAGCAGCACCUGUCACAGAAUCAGAAGCAGCACCUGUCAGCGAAUCAGAAGCAGCACCUGUCAGAGAAUCAGAAGCAGCACCUGCCACAGAAUCAGAAGCAGCACUUGUCACAGAAUCUGAGGCAGCACCUGAGAAAGAAUCAGAAGCAGCACUUGUCACAGAAUCUGAUGCAGCACCUGUCACAGAAUUAGAGGCAGCACCUGUCAGAGAAUCAGAAGCAGCACCUGUCACAGAAUCAGAAGCAGCACCUGUCACAGAAUCAGAAGCAGCACCUGUCAGCGAAUCAGAAGCAGCACCUGUCAGAGAAUCAGAAGCAGCACCUGCCACAGAAUCAGAAGCAGCACUUGUCACAGAAUCUGAUGCAGCACCUGUCACUGAGUCUGAUGCAGCACCUGCUACAGAAUCAGAAGCAGCACCUGUCACAGAAUCAGAAGCAGCACCUGCCACAGAAACAGAAGCAGCACUUGUCACAGAAUCUGAUGCAGCACCUGCCACAGAAUUAGAAGCAGCACCUGUCAGAGAAUCAGAAGCAGCACCUGCCACAGAAUUAGAAGCAGCACCUGUCAGAGAAUCCGAAGCAGCACCUGUCAGAGAAUCAGAAGCAGCACCUGUCAGAGAAUCAGAAGCAACUCCUGCAACAGAAUCGGAAGCAGCACCUGUAACAGAAUUCGAAGCAGCACUUGUAACAGAAUCAGAAGCAGCACCUUCCACAGAAUCGGAAGCAGCACAUGAAAUAGAAUCAGAAGCAGCACCUGUCAGAGAAUCAGAAGCAACUCCUGCCACAGAAUCGGAAGCAGCACCUGUAACAGAAUUCGAAGCAGCACCUGCAACAGAAUCAGAAGCAGAACCUUCCACAGAAUCAGAAGCAGCACCUGUCACAGAAUCGGAAGCAACACCUGCCACAGAAUCAAUAACAGCACCUGUCAGAGAAUCAGAAGCAGCACCUGCUUCAGAAUUAGAAGCAGCACCUGUCACAGAAUCAGAAGCAGCACCUGCCACAGAAUCAGAAGCAGCACCUGCCACAGAAUCGGAAGCAGCACCUGUCACAGAAUCUGAUGCAGCACCUGUCACAGAAUCUGAUGCAGCACCUGCCACAGAAUCAGAAGCAGCACCUGUCAGAGAAUUAGAAGCAGCACCUGUCACAGAAUCAGAAGCAGCACCUGUCACAGAAUCAGAAGCAGCACCUGUCAGCGAAUCAGAAGCAGCACCUGUCAGAGAAUCAGAAGCAGCACCUGCCACAGAAUCAGAAGCAGCACUUGUCACAGAAUCUGAGGCAGCACCUGAGAAAGAAUCAGAAGCAGCACUUGUCACAGAAUCUGAUGCAGCACCUCUCACAGAAUUAGAAGCAGCACCUGUCAGAGAAUCAGAAGCAGCACCUGUCACAGAAUCAGAAGCAGCACCUGUCACAGAAUCAGAAGCAGCACCUGUCCGCGAAUCAGAAGCAGCACCUGUCAGAGAAUCAGAAGCAGCACCUGCCACAGAAUUAGAAGCAGCACUUGUCACAGAAUCUGAUGCAGCACCUGUCACUGAGUCUGAUGCAGCACCUGCUAUAGAAUCAGAAGCAGCACCUGUCAGAGAAUCAGAAGCAGCACCUGCCACAGAAACAGAAGCAGCACUUGUCACAGAAUCUGAUGCAGCACCUGCCACAGAAUUAGAAGCAGCACCUGUCAGAGAAUCAGAAGCAGCACCUGUCAGAGAAUCAGAAGCAGCACCUGUCAGAGAAUCAGAAGCAACUCCUGCAACAGAAUCGGAAGCAGCACCUGUAACAGAAUUCGAAGCAGCACUUGUAACAGAAUCAGAAGCAGCACCUUCCACAGAAUCGGAAGCAGCACAUGAAAUAGAAUCAGAAGCAGCACCUGUCAGAGAAUCAGAAGCAACUCCUGCCACAGAAUCGGAAGCAGCACCUGUAACAGAAUUCGAAGCAGCACCUGCAACAGAAUCAGAAGCAGAACCUUCCACAGAAUCAGAAGCAGCACCUGUCACAGAAUCGGAAGCAACACCUGCCACAGAAUCAGAAGCAGCACCUGCUUCAGAAUUAGAAGCAGCACCUGUCACAGAAUCAGAAGCAGCACCUGCCACAGAAUCAGAAGCAGCACCUGUCAAAGAAUCAGAAGCAGCACCUGUCAGAGAAUCAGAAGCAACACCUGCCACAGAAUCGGAAGCAGCACCUUCCACUGAAUCGGAAGCAGCACCUGCUACAGUAUCAGAAGCAGCACUUGUAACAGAAACAGAAGCAGCACCUGUCAGAGAAUCUGAAGCAGCACCUGUCACAGAAUCAGAAGCAGCACCUGCCACAGAAUCGGAAGAAGCACCUGCCAUAGAAUCAGAAGCAGCACCUGCCAUAAAAUCAGAAGCAGCACCUGCCACAGAAUCAGAAGCAGUACCUGUCAGAGAAUCAGAAGCAGCACCUGUCACAGAAUCAGAAGCAGCACCUGCCACAGAAUCAGAAGCAUCACCUGCCAUAGAAUCAGAAGCAUCAACUGCCAUAGAAUCAGAAGCAGCACCGGCCAUAGAAUCAGAAGCAGCACCUGCCAUAGAAUCAGAAACAGCACCUGCUAUAGAAUCAGAAGCAGCACCAGUCAGAGAAUCAGAAGCAGCACCUGCCAUAGAAUCAGAAGCAGCACCUGCCAUAGAAUCAGAAGCAGCACCGGCCAUAGAAUCAGAAGCAGCACCAGUCAGAGAAUCAGGAGCAGCACCUGCCACAGAAUCAGAAGCAGCACCUGUCAGAGAAUCAGAAGCAGCACCGGCCAUAGAAUCAGAAACAGCACCUGCCAUAGAAUCAGAAGCAGCACCUGUCACAGAAUCUGAUGCAGCACCUGCCACAGAAUCAGAAGCAGCACCUGUCAGAGAAUUAGAAGCAGCACCUGUCACAGAAUCUGAUGCAGCACCUGUCACAGAAUCCGAUGCAGCACCUGCUACAGAAUCAGAAGCAGCACAAUCAGAAGCAGCACCUGCCAUAGAAUCGGAAGCAGCACCUGCCAUAGAAUUAGAAGCAGCACCUACCACAAAAUCAGAAGCACCAUCUGACACAGAAGUGGAAGCAGCACCUGUCACAGAAUCGGAAGCAGCACCUGCUACAGAAUCGGAAGCAGCACCUUUCACAGAAUCAGAAGCAGCACCUGCUACAGUAUCAGAAGCAUCACCUUCCACAGAAUCGGAAGCAGCACCUGUAACAGAAUCAGAAGCAGCUCCUUCCACAGAAUCGAAAGCAGCACUUGCAACAGAAUCGGAAGCAGCACCUGUAACAGAAUCGGUAGCAGCACCUGCAACAGAAUCAGAAGCAGCACCUUCCACAGAAUCGAAUGCAGCACUUGCAACAGAAUCGGAAGCAGCACCUGUAACAGAAUCGGAAGCAGCACCUGCUACAGAAUCAGAAGCAGCACCUGUAACAGAAUCGGUAGCAGCACCUGUCAGACAUUCGGAAGCAGCACCUUCCACAGAUUCGGAAGCAGCAUCUGUUAAAGAAUCGGAAGCAGCACCUCCCACUGAAUCAGAAGCAGCACCUCCCACUGAAUCAGAAGCAGCACCUGUCACAGAAUCGGAAGCAACACCUGCCACAGUAUCAAUAGCAGCACCUGUCAGAGAAUCAGAAGCAGCACCUGCUUCAGAAUUAGAAGCAGCACCUGCUUCAGAAUUAGAAGCAGCACCUGUCACAGAAUCGGAAGCAGCACCUGCCAUAGAAUCAGAAGCAGCACCUGCCACAGAAUCAGAAGCAACACCUGCCACAGAAUCAAUAGCAGCACCUGCUUCAGAAUUAGAAGCAGCACCUGCCACAGAAUCAGAAGCAGCACCUAAUCAGAAGCAGCACCUGCCACAGAAUCAGAAGCAUCACCUGCCAUAG
Procambarus clarkii (red swamp crayfish) is the source of this 6321-nucleotide messenger RNA. The record is from RefSeq and is a predicted model, not a curated record. NCBI's taxonomy places the organism in Eukaryota, Metazoa, Arthropoda, Malacostraca, Decapoda, Cambaridae.